This is a messenger RNA of Raphanus sativus (radish), 1437 nucleotides long. Its product is annotated as phosphoglycerate mutase-like protein. The coding region runs from base 813 to 1349 and encodes 178 amino acids. The transcript is spliced from 5 exons. Gene Ontology annotation, cellular component: cytoplasm. Gene Ontology annotation, molecular function: phosphatase activity. The record is from RefSeq and is a predicted model, not a curated record. Lineage: Eukaryota; Viridiplantae; Streptophyta; Magnoliopsida; Brassicales; Brassicaceae.
UAUAUGAUAAACAUGAGUGUCUAAGCUAGACGAAGAAAGAACAAACGAUAUUGAUUUUGUAAACAUUGGGUGAAGAGGUCGUCUAGAGAGGUGAGUACGUAUAUACAUGGAUUUGAGUGGAGUUAAGGCGCUGCGCAAUUUCAAAACCAUUCAUCUGGUGAGACAUGCACAAGGAAUCCACAAUGUAGGAAUAGAGAAAGGAGAACUGGAAUCUUACAAGCUGUUAGAGCAUCCGCAAAGGAGGAUUUAACCAAUUCUUAGCACGAUAACAUAGGUUAAUUUGAUUAAAAUAUUAAUACAUAUGCUCGAUUACGGAAGGAUUGAUCCUUGAAUAAGGAUUAGAAGGAUCAAGUCCUUGUGUACGUGUCCAAAGUGUGAGUGGUCCAUCUGGGGUUUGCGUUUUGCGUGUGAAAAAAAACAUUCACUCUCCAUCACGAAAAAAAAAAUUUGUGGAAGGCGAAAGGCCAUUUGGCUCUGAGAAAAGAGACGCGAUGAAGAGCCCGUGGAAGAUCUCGGAGAAGAUAAUCGGGGUUCGGAGAUGGAGAGAAUACACGUCUCAGUCAGAUCUCGUCCGCUUUCCACGGAGGACGCGAUGAAGAGCCCGUGGAAGAUCUCUUCGCUGCUGCCGUUCGGGGAUUCAACGGAACCGUCUUUGCUUAUGGUCAAACGAACAGUGGGAAGACGCAUACGAUGCGAGGCUCACAGAGUGAACCAGGAAUCAUCCCUCUUGCUGUUAAUGAUUUGUUUGAGAAUGUAUAUCAGGAUGCAAGCAGGGAUUUAUAACGAAGAUAUAAACGAUCUCUUGGCUCUUGAUGAGAGUUGUUUAUGUUGCAAAACUUGUUAACGGUUGUGUUGUUGCAUGUUUAACAGGGGAGAAAGAAAGAGAGAAAGAGUCUGGUGCUAUUCCAGAGGAAGGUGGAGAAACUGUGGUGAAGGAAGAAAAGAAGAAGAAUAAAAAGAAGGAGAAGAAGACUAAGAAGGAGAAGAAGAAAAACAAGACGUCAGAUGAGAAGGAAGAAAAUAGAGAGGAUGUUGUUAUGGAUGAACUCGAACAUGAGAAUGUUGAAGAUGCUCAAGAGCAGGAGCUUGACUUUUGGAUGCCUCCGGAUGGAGAAAGGUGGGACUUUGAUGAUGGAGGAGACAGGUGGGGAUCAGAUUCGGAGGAGGAAGAAGGAAAGAAUGUGGAAGAAGAUCCAAUAGAUUUGUUUUCUACAUGUGAGAUCGAUGAAGAUGGAAAGAGUAGCUUGGAUGAUUGCAUAAUGGGUGAAGUUGAUGAAGAUGGCGAAAGUAGUUUGGAUGAAGCUCCUGAAAGGUACCAUGAAUUUUCAUUCGCUUCUCUAUGUGACUAGAUAAAAAUGAUUUUAGACAUUCAAGUAAUUGUCAAGUUUAUGAAGUGUAGAACAACAUUUUGAAUGGAACACCUUCUUUCAAGGAAAA